Cyanistes caeruleus (blue tit) is the source of this 2403-nucleotide messenger RNA. Lineage: Eukaryota; Metazoa; Chordata; Aves; Passeriformes; Paridae. The record is from RefSeq and is a predicted model, not a curated record.
CCUGCGUCCCCUGCUCUUGCCCACAUCCCGCGCUCCACCGUUCGGAGCUCGGACUGUCGUGACCGCGGGCUGCAGCCACUGCCUGUCCCACGCAUCAGAUCUUUCCUUGCUGGUUAGGCUUCAAAGGACACAGAGAUAGCUCAUCCCGAUUCGGGAUAAUUCUGGCAUAUUCCCCAUCGUGCCCCGCCCGGAUGGAAGGCGGUGGGAGCAGGGACCCGGCCCCCGGCGGGGCGGGCCCGGCCCGGGCACGGGCCAUGGCGACCGGGGCGCGGGGCGCCUGGAGCGAGUGGCCCGUGGAUCACUUCCUGCGCUCCGGGCUAAUCGGGGCGAGGGACGGGGCCGCCGUGCGCUGGUUCCACGCCGCCAACAGCAGGGCCCGGGCGGCGGAGGCCGCGCGAAGUGAUGUGCACAUGGUGGAGGUGGAUGUUCUCCUUCGUGGAGGGGACAGGGACCCCAUCCUGGCUCACCCCCCAGACACUGACAGUGACAUCACCCUGCAGGAGUGGCUGGCACAGAUGGUCAGCACCAAUAAAGGCAUCAAGCUGGAUUUUAAGAGCCUGGCCGCCGUGGGACCCUCGCUGGAGCUGCUGGGGCAGGUGGGGCAGCCCCUGGACAGACCCGUGUGGCUGAACGGGGACAUCCUGCCUGGGCCCCGCGGGAGCCGCGCGCCGCUGGACGCCCGCGCCUUCCUGGGCGCUGUCACCUCCUCCUGCCCCGAGGCCACCCUGUCCCUGGGCUGGACCACGGGCUGCCACCGAGGCCAAGGCUACGAGUGGCCCAUGGUGCAGGAGAUGUCCCAGCUGUGCCAGCCCCUGUCCCAGCCUGUGACCUUCGCAGUCAGGGCUGCACUGGUGCCCAGCUCCAUCCCACAGCUGCACUGGCUGCUCCAGCAGUGCCCCAGAUACAGCCUCACUGUUUGGACAGGAAAAGAAGACAUGUAUUCUGUAGAAGACUUGCUUCUCAUCCGAGAAAACUUUGAUAAAAGGAUCUGUGUCUCAUACUACAAAAACAUUUGCAAUUUACUGCACUUCCAAGCCUUGUAUUUCCCUGUGAAUUGGAAGGAUAUUCGUAAAUAGAUGAUGUGGUGCAGCAGGGAGUUGUCAUGGUGUCCUGCCAUGACAGGAAGCAUCCCAGUGGGAGCAAAGCACCAGGUGUUCUCCAAGGUUUCUGUUGUCUGAAUGUGCUCUGGAAUCCAAGGAAAUGCUCCCAAAGACACAUUGUCCAAUCACGGUUCUCCACCUGAUGUUCUCCCCUUCUCCAUCUUCAGCUUUCAUUCAAAGUGUGACACGUUUCUUAACCUGCUCUCACUGAAAUAAAACUCAACACAAAGUGGGGUUUUUUUUUCAAUUCAUACCUUCAAAUUAAAGCUGAAAUUAUGCUGGGGGGUCUUUAAAACUCAUUUAAUGACUUGGUGAUUAAAUGGACCCGUCGUUUUCUUCAAGGAAAAAAGUACAGAAAUCAAGAGUGCUGGGAAUUAAAAAUAUUUGGAUUCAUUACUUUUUAAAAGUUUAAGGAGAGCCUGUUGGAAUACAUGGAUUAUACCUACAUUAUAUCCAAGAAAUGGGGGGGGGGGGGGCUUUUCCAUAGAUUUCAGUGUUCCUCUGAAGUUUUUUGAUUAAAAAUGUCUUUCAAUUCUCAGACUAUUUCUUUUAAAAAGGGCAAGGGUUCUAAGGUAGUAAGAGGCAUUACAAUAAGAGGAAGUGUUUGGACAAUUGUUUAAAGAGUGAAUUAUUGAUCCGUAAUCUUGAGAUCUUUUUCUAGCCAAAAUAUUUAAUUUCUUGGAAUUUUAAUUGAAUUCCGAUUGUGUUUUCAAUUUGUUGUUGUAUUUUGAUGCUCCCAGACACCUGUUUUUCAGUUUGCUCUUUUUUUUUUUUCAGGAAUAUCUGUUUGCUUCCAGUGAAAUUAAAAGUAUUGUACAAUAUUGUCUUCGGAAGUUUGAAAUUACAUAUUUUUGGGGUAGUUCCAUGGUAAUUUUCAAUAUCCUGAUGCUUGGGCUUAAUUUCCUUGGAUUCCCUUGAAAUACUACAGGUUUUUACAGCUUUUUGGCCUAAUUGCCUUGACCUGAUUCCCUUGAAUUUUCCAGUGAUCCCUUCUGUCAUUGUUGGUUCCAGUGCCUGGUCAUGUUUUCUCCCCUUGUUGUAGAGAAAAAACAGUCACAGAUUCAUAAUCUCAGCGGGAAUCUGCCCAAGCAGAAUUAGUGUGUCUUUAAGAGGUGCUCCCAUUAAUGUGUUUUUAAAAUAGAUGUACAGGUUUGUAUUUUGCAAUGGAGACGUUGUUGAGAGAAAGCAGGCUGUAACUCACUCCGUCUGUGACACAGGCAUGGAAGUGUUCAAAAUUGCUGAUGCUUUCGGGGAAAAGAGACAGGAACUUACUGCAGUUCCUCAGCCUGCCUCUGUGUCUGGG